This is a messenger RNA of Phragmites australis (common reed), 1167 nucleotides long. RefSeq lists its product as uncharacterized. The record is from RefSeq and is a predicted model, not a curated record. NCBI's taxonomy places the organism in Eukaryota, Viridiplantae, Streptophyta, Magnoliopsida, Poales, Poaceae. The transcript is spliced from 3 exons. Bases 87 to 896 code for a protein of 269 amino acids.
CUGCUACCUAGUGGGCCCGGCCCACCACCACCUCCCUGACCUUGAGAUACUCCAUCCGACUCCGCCGCCGCCGAGGAGACGGUACGAUGGGGGACGGGAUGGGCGCGUACGGUGGCGCUGUGCGUCCCGUGGAGAGCGCGGCGGGGGAGACGAUGCUGCUCUGGGGUCUCGGCCAGCCCACGGCGCACCGCAACAACGCCUUGGUCCGCCAGGCCGCGCACUCCUUCGACCUCGACGCCUGCGGACGCUCCCUCUCCCUGCUGCAGUCCCCCUCCUCCAUGGCAACUCCCGGGGUCACCGGUGCCGUCGUCUGGGACAGCGGAGUCGUCCUCGCCAAGUUCCUCGAGCACGCCGUCGACUCCCAGCAGCUCCUCCUCCGCGCCACCAGAGCGGUCGACCUCGGAUCGGGAUGCGGACUCGUUGGAUGUGUGGCUGCUCUGCUGGGAGCCCAUGUGGUGCUCACCGACCUCCCCGACCGCCUCAAGCUGCUCAGGAAGAACGUCCACCUCAAUGUAGCCGCCGAUGACCCCAACGUUCCGGGAUCCGCUCGGGUCACGGAGCUUGUAUGGGGUGAUGAUCCUCACGCUGAACAACUGCUUCAGCACCCACUGCCCGAUUUCGUACUCGGCUCCGACGUAAUCUACAACGAGGAAGCAGUAGAUGAUCUGCUAGUCACACUCAACCAGCUCUCAGGACAACACACCACAAUACUACUAGCUGGAGAACUCCGCAACGACGCUGUCCUGGAGUGCUUCUUGGAGGCAGCAAUGGAGGACUUCCUUGUUGGCUGCAUCGAGCAAGACCAAUGGCACCCUGAUUUCCGCAGCAAUCGUGUAGCCUUGUUCAUCUUGGUCAAGAAACCACCAGGGAACACAGACUAUAGCGAAGCAAGAUGAAAUCGACAUCUGUGGGGGGAUGCUUUGAAAGAAAGGAGAUGAUUUCCUCCAUCUGUGGUGAAGUGUAGCUUAUCAUCUCUUGGACAUGUUGAAGGGAUCACAAAAUUGGCAUCCAUGACUAAAGAGCAUUGAAAGAACAAUGUUGAUUUUCUUUGCUUGUUUAUGCUAGCUAAAUUGGAAAAAUGCCUUCAAUUGUUGGUUGAUAGGUUAACAUCUGCAAUACGUAUUGUGCUAUUUAAGAAAUCUUGUUUCGGACAACCCUUUCUCACUA